AUGGAAAUGGUGGCGUUGAGUCAGGACCUCCUGCAACUUGAAGAACCCCUGGCACGUUCUUACUUAACCAUUCCUGUCUCCCUCCCAGGCUUGAUCUUUGUGGUUGACAGCAACGACAGAGAGCGAGUCAACGAAGCCAGAGAAGAGCUGAUGAGGAUGUUGGCAGAAGACGAGCUCAGAGAUGCUGUCCUUUUAGUCUUCGCUAACAAACAGGACCUGCCGAAUGCCAUGAAUGCUGCGGAAAUCACGGACAAGCUAGGACUCCAUUCUCUCCGCCACAGAAACUGGUACAUCCAGGCCACCUGCGCCACGAGUGGGGAUGGCCUCUAUGAAGGACUGGACUGGCUGUCCAAUCAGCUCCGAAACCAGAAAUGAAGCCCUGAGUUACUCCUCUUUUCUCCGUCCCCUCCCCCUUCCCCCUC
This is a messenger RNA of Thamnophis sirtalis, 422 nucleotides long. Lineage: Eukaryota; Metazoa; Chordata; Lepidosauria; Squamata; Natricidae. The record is from RefSeq and is a predicted model, not a curated record.